Messenger RNA from Caenorhabditis bovis, 1038 nucleotides. The record is from the annotation of a GenBank genome assembly. Lineage: Eukaryota; Metazoa; Nematoda; Chromadorea; Rhabditida; Rhabditidae.
AUGGCGGCCAGACCGCUCGUAACUGUAUAUGAUGAGAAGUACGAGGCCACUGAGUCGCAGGUGAAGCUCCCAUCGGUCUUCCGUACCCCAAUCCGUCCAGACCUUGUAAGCUUCAUUCACGACCAGGUUCGCAGAAACCGCAGACAAGCCCAUGCUGUUAAUGUUAAAGCCGGAAAGCAACAUUCUGCCGAGUCCUGGGGAACCGGACGCGCUGUUGCUCGUAUUCCGCGUGUUCGAGGUGGCGGUACCCACCGUUCUGGUCAAGGAGCCUUCGGAAACAUGUGCCGUGGUGGACACAUGUUCGCGCCAUUGAAGGUCUGGAGACGUUGGCACCGCAAUGUCAACAUUGCCCAGAAGAGAUAUGCUGUUUGCUCCGCCAUCGCUGCAUCUGGAAUUCCGGCUCUUCUCCAAGCUCGUGGACAUAUCAUCGAUAAGGUUGCUGAGGUUCCAUUCGUCGUCUCUGACAAGGUUGAGUCCUUCCGUAAAACCAGAGAGGCUGUCACCUUCCUUCGCCGUUCCCACUUGUGGGAAGACAUUGAGAAGGUCUACAACUCAAAGAGAAACCGUGCCGGAAAGGGAAAGCUUCGCAACCGUCAACAUAAGCAGAAGCUCGGACCAGUUGUCAUCUACGGUCAAGACGGAGAAUGCGCUCGUGCCUUCCGCAACAUUCCAGGAGUCGAUGUUUUGAAUGUCGAGAGAUUGAAUCUCUUGAAACUCGCUCCAGGAGGUCAUCUCGGUCGUCUCAUCAUCUGGACCGAGUCCGCUUUCAAGAAGCUCGAUGCCAUCUACGGAACCCAGGUUGCAAACUCUUCCAAGACCAAGAAGGGAUGGUCUGUGCCACUUCCAAUCAUGAAGAACGCUGACUUCUCGAGAAUCAUCCGUUCGGAAGAAAUCGUCAAGGCUAUUCGUGCCCCAAAGAAGAACCCAGUUGUUCCAAAGAUCCAUCGCAACCCAUUGAAGAGACGCCAGCUCCUUUACAGAUUGAACCCAUACACCGCUGUUCUUCGCAAGGCUGCAAAGGCUGCGCAAAAGAAGUAA